AACUACGGAUCAAGGAAUAUCAUGGUAAAUCUGAUCCUGUAGAAAAGGCUCAUGAUUUCAGUAAUGUAAAAGAAUCAUGGAGUAAUGUUGAUCUAGUUGCAUAUACAAGUACUCUAAAAAUAGGCGUUUCAUGUACUAAUCCAAAACGUACCAAUCGUUCGAUUAUGGGUAGUAUAUAUGUUGGAGAAAUUCCAUUUCCGGCGACUAUUUGGUUGGAGAAUGUUGUGAAAGUGAAUUCUGCUACCGUUAAAGCAGAGGAGAUAUUAGAAAUAACUAAUGCUAUUAUCCUCGAUCAUGAGACUGCUGAAUUAUUGGAAAAUAAGCCAAGAAAGGCUUUGGAAGAAAUACGUUCUUUAGACUGGCGCCAUAUUGUGGAAUGCUAUCAGAUUCCACCUGAAUUACUAACUGAAGAUUUCAUUUCGGAGUAUAGGAAUUAUAAUCAUAUGAAAUGGUUCAGAGCUUAUAGACAA
This is a messenger RNA of Funneliformis geosporum, 470 nucleotides long. Lineage: Eukaryota; Fungi; Glomeromycota; Glomeromycetes; Glomerales; Glomeraceae. The record is from the annotation of a GenBank genome assembly.